Cylindrotheca closterium is the source of this 1395-nucleotide messenger RNA. The record is from the annotation of a GenBank genome assembly. NCBI's taxonomy places the organism in Eukaryota, Bacillariophyta, Bacillariophyceae, Bacillariales, Bacillariaceae.
AUGGACAGCAAUAACAGCAACAGCGGUAGCGGUGUUCGGAGAGAUGUCAUGAAUGCUGGAGUAUCGGACUCCACAAGCAAGCGAGCGGCGCUCCAGGGACAAUGGAAAACACCUCCUCUACCUGUGUACGCUUCCGGUUAUGGACAUCCGCAUUCAGCCGUUUCUCGGCCUCAGCAGCAGGCACAAGUAGGUACAGACCAAACUAUUCCAAGAAUAACGGCUCUGUCUUCAAUUCCAAACAACUCUGAAGAUUAUGCAAAAGCUUUGCAGGAGGCCUACCGAAAGGGGGCAGAAGCCGCAGCACUCAUUGCCCAACAGCAGCAACACGGUAUGACAAUGUCGACGGCAUUGUCUUGUCCAAACUUUUCGACAGUCCCGGCUGCACCACAGCCUCAUGGAAUGCACAUGUCUCCAGCGACAGAAGAAGCUGCAUACGCGCAUCAAGUGCAUCCAACCCCUACUCAUUCAGCGAUUCCGGAUCCGUUAAGUUCGGCAAUGCCGCCCCCUCCCCCGCCUUCUGCGGCGGCAUCACACCCAUCCACAAUACAUUAUCACCAGCCUCCACCACAUCAUUCGCAAUCCGCUUCCCAACCUUCGCACCAACAACAGCAACAAGAAUAUGUCGCCCAACCAAAUCAAGCAGCAGCCGCAAAACAGCCGCAACCGAGGUCGGUUAGUUUGCCUGACAUGACGGGAUAUGCUGCUCAAGCGGAAGAAGAGAAGCGACAAAAGAGGUUAGCCAGAAAUCGGGCAUCGGCUAGGCUCCGUCGCUUGAGGAAGAAAAAUCUGGUCGAUGCUUACGAAACUGAAGUGGGUACUCUAGAGAAGACUUUGAAACAGCUGGGAGCACACCAAUGGGGGGAAACGGAUGACCACAAGGCAUUGUUGGAUGCACUAGGCAUGGAAAGGGGGCAACAGGCCAUUCGUCCAGAACAAAGAAGUGAGAUUAUUCAAGACAUAUUGACGCAACAACUUCAACAGGUCGAACUAUUGAGGCAAGCACAAAUGGAACAACAGUGUUUGAUCAUGCUUGCAGAAGGCGAACAAGAUGAGCUGUCGCAAGAGCUCGAAGGUAUUUUACAGCUUUCUGAUGAUCAGAAAGAGCAAUUGCGACUCUCGGCGAAAGGGCUAGAAAAUGAGAUCGAAGCUUUGGAAACCGUAAUCUCGUCCCUACAGACCAUGUUGGAGAAUAAAUGGCUCCUGAAUGAAGGAGUUCAAAGCAUUGUAGAUCAAUUCACAUCCAUUCUACACAAGAACCAGGUUUCUAAGUUCCUCCUUUGGACCGAUACCAACAUGGAAGCAAUUGACCAGCUGGACCAUGUCAAUGUUCAGCCGCUUCAGGAUGCGCCGGUCUUCACCUUUGGAGUCGAAAGCGCAGCGGCAGACGAAGAAUAG